Molecule: messenger RNA, 5804 nt
Organism: Dipodomys ordii (Ord's kangaroo rat)
Lineage: Eukaryota; Metazoa; Chordata; Mammalia; Rodentia; Heteromyidae
Gene: Mtmr4
Product: myotubularin related protein 4
Exons: 19
Coding region: 124-3711 (1195 amino acids)
Biological process (GO): regulation of autophagy; dephosphorylation
Molecular function (GO): phosphatidylinositol-3,5-bisphosphate 3-phosphatase activity; metal ion binding; protein phosphatase binding
Source: RefSeq, a predicted model, not a curated record
UGGGGUUCGAGCUGCGCGGCCUCAGCAGCUGCGGGAGACGGAAGUGGUGAGAGCGCUGUUUUGGAGGGUCGGGCGGACACUGCCUGGUGACUAACAGACAGUCAGGACCCUCACCCCGGUAGAAUGGGUGAGGAGGGCCCCCCCAGCCUGGAGUACAUCCAAGCCAAGGAUCUGUUUCCCCCCAAGGAACUAGUGAAGGAGGAGGAAAACCUUCAGGUACCCUUCACAGUGCUGCAGGGUGAGGGAGUGGAGUUCCUGGGUCGGGCUGCUGAUGCUCUCAUUGCCAUUUCCAACUACCGACUGCAUAUCAAGUUCAAGGACUCUGUCAUCAACGUCCCCCUCCGGAUGAUUGACAGUGUGGAGAGCCGUGAUAUGUUCCAGUUACACAUUGCUUGCAAGGACUCCAAAGUGGUCAGGUGCCACUUCUCUACUUUCAAGCAGUGCCAAGAGUGGCUCUCUAGGCUAAGCAGGGCCACAGCAAGACCUGCCAAGCCUGAGGAUCUGUUUGCCUUUGCCUAUCAUGCCUGGUGCCUAGGGCUGACUGAGGAGGACCAGCACACCCAUCUGUGUCAGCCUGGAGAGCACAUACGAUGUCGGCAGGAGGCAGAGCUGGCGAGGAUGGGCUUUGACCUACAGAAUGUCUGGAGAGUCUCACAUAUCAACAGCAACUACAAGUUGUGUCCCAGUUACCCCCAGAAGCUGCUGGUUCCUGUGUGGAUCACAGAUAAAGAACUGGAGAAUGUAGCUUCCUUUCGCUCUUGGAAGCGUAUCCCUGUGGUUGUGUAUAGACACCUGCGCAAUGGGGCUGCCAUUGCCCGCUGCAGCCAGCCUGAGAUCAGCUGGUGGGGUUGGCGCAAUGCUGAUGAUGAGUAUCUCGUUACAUCCAUUGCCAAGGCUUGUGCCCUGGAUCCAGGGACAAGGGCCAGUGGGGGCUCCCUCAGCACCGGGAAUAAUGAUGCCAGUGAGGCAUGUGACACUGACUUCGAUUCUUCCCUGACUGCAUGCUCAGGGGUGGAGAGCACAGCAGCACCCCAAAAACUGCUGAUCCUGGAUGCGCGCUCCUACACAGCAGCAGUAGCUAACCGGGCCAAGGGUGGAGGCUGUGAAUGUGAAGAAUACUAUCCCAACUGUGAGGUUGUGUUUAUGGGAAUGGCCAACAUCCAUGCCAUCCGGAAUAGCUUCCAAUACCUCCGGGCUGUGUGUAGCCAGAUGCCAGAUCCCAGCAACUGGUUAUCUGCCCUGGAGAGUACCAAGUGGCUGCAGCACUUGUCAGUGAUGCUAAAAGCAGCUGUACUUGUGGCUAAUACAGUGGACCGGGAAGGCCGGCCUGUGUUGGUGCAUUGCUCUGAUGGCUGGGACCGCACGCCGCAGAUUGUAGCCCUGGCCAAAAUAUUACUGGACCCAUAUUACAGGACAUUGGAGGGCUUUCAAGUGUUAGUAGAAUCUGACUGGCUGGAUUUUGGGCACAAGUUUGGGGAUCGCUGUGGCCACCAGGAGAAUGCAGAGGACCAAAAUGAACAAUGCCCCGUGUUCCUCCAGUGGCUUGAUUCUGUUCAUCAGUUACUUAAGCAGUUCCCCUGCCUGUUUGAAUUUAAUGAAGCAUUCCUGGUAAAACUGGUGCAGCAUACGUACUCCUGCCUCUAUGGCACGUUCCUGGCCAACAAUCCCUGUGAACGAGAAAAGCGCAACAUCUAUAAGCGGACAUGCUCUGUGUGGGCUCUCCUGCGAGCUGGCAAUAAGAACUUCCAUAACUUCCUCUACACACCCAGCUCAGACAUGGUUCUGCAUCCUGUUUGUCAUGUCCGGGCCCUGCACCUCUGGACAGCUGUUUAUCUGCCAGCAUCAUCCCCGUGCACACUUGGAGAGGAAACUAUGGAUCUUUACCUUUCCCCAGUGGCUCAGAGCCAGGAGUUCUCUGGUCGAUCUCUGGACAGGUUACCUAAAACCAGAUCCAUGGAUGACCUCCUUUCUGCCUGUGACACAAGCAGCCCCCUCACUCGAACAUCCAGUGAUCCUAACCUUAAUAACCACUGCCAGGAGGUCAGAGUCAGCCUGGAGUCCUGGCACAACAACCCUGAGGGCUCAGAGACAGCCUUUGUGGAACCUGGGGUAGGAGGUCCUCAGCAGAGCUUAGGAGAAAUGGGCCUUCCCGCUCUUCCCAGUAACCAGAAAGAUUAUUUGAGCAAUAAACAUUUCAAGGGUCACAAAAGCUGUCCUCUAAAUUAUAAACUGCUUAACACUGCUGUGUCCCGGGAAAUGAAGAACAACACCUCUGACACUGGCAUCAAAGUUCUGGAAGAAACUACAGUACCAGCUCUAGAACCUCCUGCCCAGGAUGAGCUGUGUAGGACUUUCAAUGGCUUAGGGGGGUCACCUGAACAUUGUCUGGAAACAGAAACUGUCAGUGCACUCUCUACAGUUGUUCCUAGCAAGUGUGAUGGAACCUGUAAUUUUCCUGAGUCUUCUCAGGACUCCCUUACAGGUGUCCCCCAGAAGGCACAGCUAGACUCCAUGAUAGAUGUGCCCACCAGAGGUGUUCUGGAUUACAGUCUGGGCAGCCUUUGUAGUGUACCAAAUGCUCCCUGCCAAACUGCUCCAGAGCCAAGUACUGACUUCCUCAACCUAGAUCCCUCAGGGUCUACAGCAAGUAUCUCCCACCAACAACAGCCCAGUUCUGUGCCAGACGUGAUUGAUAGGGAGGAGGACACUGGCAAGAAAGGAAAUACUAAGAAUGGACAGUUAUUGGAAAAUCAUCGCUUUGGGAAAAUACCAUUAGAAUUGGCCCGAAAGCCAAUUUCUCAGAGCCAGAUCAGUGAGUUCUCUUUUCUAGGGUCCAACUGGGACAGCUUCCAAGGGAUGGUGACUUCAUUCCCAAGUGGGGAGACAACCCCUAGGAGGCUGCUUUCCUAUGGCUGUUGCAGCAAAAGAUCGAGCAGUAAGCAGGUGCGGGCCACAGGGUCCUGCUUUGGGGGCCAGUGGGCUCAAAGAGAAGGUGUAAAGUCACCUGUCUGUUCUAGUCAUUCCAAUGGACACUGUACUGGACCAGGAGGAAAAAACAACCGGACGUGGUUGUCUGGUCACCCAAAGCAAGUCUCUAGCACAAAGCCUGUCCUUCUGAGCUGCCCUUCUCCAGUGCCUCCUUUCUACUUGGAUGAUGACGGACUCCCCUUUCCCACGGAUGUGAUCCAGCAUAGAUUACGGCAAAUUGAAGCAGGGUACAAACAAGAAGUGGAGCAGCUCCGGCGACAAGUGCGUGAGCUCCAAAUGAGGCUGGAUAUCCGUCACUGCUGUGCCCCUCCAGCAGAGCCUCCUAUGGAUUAUGAGGAUGAUUUUACGUGUUUGAAGGAGUCAGAUGGCAGUGAUACGGAGGAUUUUGGCUCUGAUCACAGCGAAGACUGCCUUUCAGAAGCAAGUUGGGAACCUGUUGAUAAGAAGGAAACUGAGGUGACUCGUUGGGUUCCAGACCAUAUGGCAUCACAUUGCUAUAACUGUGACUGUGAAUUCUGGUUGGCCAAACGAAGACAUCAUUGCAGAAAUUGUGGGAAUGUAUUUUGUGCUGGAUGCUGCCACCUGAAGCUGCCCAUUCCUGAUCAACAACUCUAUGACCCAGUUCUUGUCUGUAACUCAUGUUACGAACACAUCCAAGUAUCUCGUGCCAGGGAACUCAUGAGCCAGCAUCUGAAGAAACCCAUCGCUACAGCUUCCAGUUGAAUGCCAGAGGAGAUGACCUGUCCAAUUUUAACAGGUUUGAAGGGAGGAUCUGCUUCAGGUGUAGUUUGGAAGAUUCCUAGGUGUGAGGCUCAUGAAAUCACAGAGCUCAAAGAUACCGUCUUGAGAGAUCCUCCUUGGUACCAUGAGGCUGGAGCAGAGGAAUUUCAAUUUGGCAGGAGGUCUUCUACUGGAGAUAACCCUCACCUUGGGGUAAUGGUCCCAAUCUAGACCCAGAGUCUGGGUCUUAAUGUUGAGUUUGUGACUCCAGCAUCUUUCUCCUGUGGGGGAGUCACAAGAUGAUUUCAUAGAUAACUGCCUGGUGCAAAGAGCCCAAACAGCAAUAGAAAGGCAUACGUAUAACCAAACUUCAAGUGAUAAGAGACCCAUUUCUCCUCCACCUUGAAAAAGCAGAUUAUAGUAUACAAGAUAGGACUUCCUAUCCUAUUUGAGACGAACUCUAUUCCGUACCUCUGUGCUCUGUGUCUGUGCAUGAAGGCUCAGUCUUUAGAGGCACUCCCUCUAGUUGCAUUAGUACUGUUUUUUCUGUGGGGUUUGGUUUAAAGAUUGGUUUGGCAAGUGGAGAUUUCAAUGUAUUUUUCACUUGGCUCAUUGGCCAGCAUCAGUGAAUAUUCAUUUUAGAAGGACAAUUCUAGGGAAUGAGACAUUUCUGGGAGCAGAGGAAAAACUGUUGAUGCUUAGUCUUGGCAAAAAUCAGUUAUUUUGAGCUUCAUAGGCAGUCGUCACUCUAUUACAUGGUGACAGCUCUUGAGGUAUGCGCUGUGAAGAAGGAAAAGAGAAGGGAAAAACAAAAGUUAUGCUUGUGAAAUAUCUGCUGAUUGUGCCCUACCCUUCGCGCCUGACUUUUCCUAGUUGUCCUGGUGCUAACACAGGAGCUACACCUUGAUCCUCUCCUGGCAUGAAAAUAAAACAAAGAUUUUUAUUGUUCCAUUGCCCACUUCCCCCAUGUUGUCUUUCCCUUGGCUGCUGCCUCCUCUGGGUCACACUGCUUCUUAUCCUGAACACUUGACACCUUGAGGGUAGAAUCUAGCGUUUGUUUUUACCUCCUCAAAUAAUGCUGUUUGGUAUGUGAGGGUUUCCGUAAAAAUGCUGCUGUCUAUUUCUGUGCACUUAACAAUGGAACCCAAACCGAAGAGAAUAGAGCCUUGAUACCAAAAUUGGGAGAGAAAAUGUGUCCAUUUGGACCAAACAAUUUUUUUUAAUUUUUUUGUUUUGAUUUUUUUUUCAUCUUAAUAUGUACCAGUGGCACUUAACCAAAAGAUACAGUGAUAUAGCCAUGUACUGUGGUUGGGACAGAUGAAGUCUCCUUGGCCUAUAAUGAAACUACUAGGAUUUCUUACAUUCAUUUUUCUUUCAUUCAUUGAUGUAUAAAAAGUAAAUUACGUUUAGGCCUAUACUGUUUUAAAAUUAUGGUAGCUGUCAUCCUCACUGCUACUUUUACAUUGCUCUCUAGAAAAGUCAUUCCAAAAUAACUAGCAUCUACAUUUACAACAAGAAUUAUUUGUCCUGACCUUUUCCUUAGUCCUACAGAGAAGCAUCUGUGCUUCUUCAUACAUGUCAUGGAUGUAACCUAAAAAGUUUUGGCGUAUUUAGGUCAGCCUAGCAGAACUUUUUUUUUUUUUUCAUAUAAAUGAAGUUGGAUAAUGGAGAUUUUGUGUCUGGGAAAUUCCUGAGAUCAUGAAAAAGUAACAAAUUAUUUCCUGUGUCUUACCUAAAAUUAUUUUAAGCAUUUUUCUCAAUCAUUUCAAUUUGUUGACAGUCAUGAGUGGCUUUUUAAGUUAAUUGAUUUUCAUUGCACUUCACUCUGCCUGUUUUCAGGGAGAUUGGUAACACUGAGGAGACUGUAUCUGCCUACUUUGGCUGUUUUGAGGGACUGUCCCAAAUGAACAAACUGCAUGGCCUUGGAGAGAAACUCUGGGCUCUUGGUUCAGAUGUGUUCAUCAAAUACUCCUUUCAGAGCUGUUGUGGGUGUCAGUGACAUGAUGUGGCCAAAAAUCCAAACUGUGCAGUUGCGUUGUGACAUGCAAUGUGCUGUAAAAAAAAAACAACUCAAUACAGUUUAAAUAAAAUCUCUA